AUCCGUUGUGCGAGCUGGGAUGUCAGCAGUGGCCCUUGAGCCAUCAGCUGCUGAGAAAGGACAGUGGCUACAUCACCUUUUGGUGUGGCAUCUCCAGGGGACUAACAUGAAUGCAAGCCCAAUGCGAUGGCAGUCCCCAGCCCAGGGCUUCUCUCCUGCCUGUCUGCCUUACCCAUGGCGGCACCGCGCGCAGUGGGGGUGUGUUGGGGUGGAAGUGGUAAGCAGGUUUAUUUUUGUUCGUCUCCUGGCUCGUGCCGCUCCGAGUUUGUGGCGCCCGGUAUUACUAACGCUUCCCUGCGCCAGCUGGCAGCAGGGGAUGAAUCAGAUCAGCAGCACUGUGGUGCAGACCCCUCACCGGACAGUGAGCUUGGGGUGAUGUAUCUGGCCAAAGCGCUGGUGAUGUCUUCUGCUUCUGCCCAGGGUGAGCCCUGCCACCAAAAUGCCCUUGGCUUGAUCUUGCAGUUUGAGAUGCCUCAGGAGCCUGAAGGGCAGGGUUGUCCCCUCUGCCCUAUGCUGUCUGCCCGGGGCCAGCUGGUCCCUGUCCCCCCUGCACACUGGAGGUCUUGGGUAGCUUCAUGAACUACUCUUUACCCACUGGCAGCAUCCCCUAGCUGGAGUCUGGUCUAUGGCCAUGAGGAUCCAGCUUGUCAUCCCACUGCCAAAAAGGGCACUUCUGCAGUUGUUUGGUUCCUUUCUCCCCUGGUCAUGACCUCACAGCAGUCACACGGUGACAUCACAUACCUGGUGAUUCCUGUUCUCUCCACAGCACACACACAGGGAUGCGUGGACCUUCUCUCCGCUCCCUCCCAAACACAUGGGUAGGGGGUGGGGAGGGAUUUAGGUGUCUGCUUCUUCCCCCACGAGCACCACUGAGGCUGCAGAAGUUGGCACACUGCUUGUCACUGUCACUUGCCUGCGUGGCUCAGGCUCCAGGAGGAUAAUUUGGAUCCUCCUGCUUGCUGCAGCCCAAAGCAUCCUGAAAAUGUCAUGGCUGCUUGACACCUCGGGGACAAUGGAGAGGGUCUGCCCAGAAUCUCAAGGUUUGGAAGAUGACGAUGAUGACGAUGGUGAAUUGAGCUGCUCCUGCCACUCUGUAUGUCCCCCACCCCAGUCCAAGAGCUAUGAGAGUUUGAGUGAUAAUCAGGUGGAGGAUCUAGGAGAAGCCAUCCCAUUUUCCCUAAAUUCUAUGCACUCUCACAUGGUGAAAGACGAAGGAGAGAAAAAUAGAAUAUAUGCUGAGAAGUUGGCUGAGUAUGCACAAGAGCUUGAGGAGGAAGCUCAGGAGUCUCAGACACCAUUUUACAAAGACAUGAAAAGGCUUGGCAGCUUGUCCGAAGAUGAGGAACACAGCUGGGCCUGUCGCUUUCCUGUGCAUCAAAGGUCACACAUUCUCCGAACUGCAAGUAUGGCAUCGUGUGGCUCCUAUGACUCUUUCCAUUGUAGCACAGGCAAUCACUUGGGGAUUGAUGCCUUUGUCCCAUGGGCCCAUGCCAGUGACCCUUAUCUGGGGUACCCAGAGUGCACCAAGGGAGCAGAGCCCCACAUGCUGUAUGAGGAAGCCAUCGGGGACAGGCAGUUCCCAUCGCUGCAGCUGACCAACGACAUGCUCAGAGAGGAGAACACCAUGAUCAGAAGGGUGGUGAAGAGCAUGCAGAGCUCCAUGAAAAGCCAGGUGUGCAUGAUACAGAAGCUGGAGAGGCAGCUGAAGGCCAGCCUGGCCAAAGAGGAGAGGGACGCCCAAGAGCUGCAGUCCUUUAUCCAGCGGAGUGAGUGGAAUCUCCAGCUAAUGACCCAGCGGGCUCUGGAGGCAGAAAGCAACGUGGAAAAGCUGAAGCAGAAGAUCUUUGUUCUCCAGGGAGAGCUCGAGAGCUCCAAGGCAGAGAUUGAAAACCUGAAAGCAGGCCAAACGCCCGACCUGGGCGCAAUGAAGCACAACAUAGAUUUUGCCUUGCAGAACCUCCACAAGAUAAUAAUGGGCGCAAACUGGUCCAUCAAACAGCUCGCCUCUGGAGCAGAGUCGCUGCAUUUUGUUGUUGAGGUCCUUGAAUCUACUGGCAAAAUUCAUGAAGUUGAAGCAGAAAAAGAGCCAUGAACUCAUUGCUGUGUGGGUCCUACAGAUGAGUGUAUGGAUCGAGACUAUGGGUCUCCCACUACAGCCUAUAUUAAAACCAUUUGCUCUCACGUGCUUGAAUGUAUACUCAGAUUUGUAGCCUUUAUUCUUCAUGGUAAUACUUUUCUUGUGAUUAAAUACAAAUUGUAGGUAGGGAUGUAGUUUUAGCUCUGUUCU
This is a messenger RNA of Strigops habroptila (Kakapo), 2287 nucleotides long. Its product is annotated as endosome-associated-trafficking regulator 1-like. The transcript has a single exon. Gene Ontology annotation, cellular component: recycling endosome; ciliary basal body; midbody. Bases 983 to 2092 code for a protein of 369 amino acids. Gene Ontology annotation, biological process: positive regulation of protein localization to cilium; positive regulation of cilium assembly; regulation of cytokinesis. The record is from RefSeq and is a predicted model, not a curated record. NCBI's taxonomy places the organism in Eukaryota, Metazoa, Chordata, Aves, Psittaciformes, Psittacidae.